Molecule: messenger RNA, 987 nt
Organism: Penicillium griseofulvum
Lineage: Eukaryota; Fungi; Ascomycota; Eurotiomycetes; Eurotiales; Aspergillaceae
Product: NAD-dependent epimerase/dehydratase
Exons: 2
Coding region: 1-987 (328 amino acids)
Molecular function (GO): oxidoreductase activity, acting on the CH-OH group of donors, NAD or NADP as acceptor
Source: RefSeq, a predicted model, not a curated record
AUGUCCAACGAACUGAUAUUUAUCACUGGAGCUACUGGCUUCAUUGGGAGCGCCACGGCAGUGGAGGCUCUCAAAGCUGGUUAUCGAUUGCGGGUUUGUCUUCGCAAGCCAUCUAAGCAGUUGGAAACUCUGUUGUCGGAGUACAGUGACCGAGUUGAAUUUGUUAUCAUCUCAGAUCUCACUGAUGAGACGGCAUUUGAUGGCAAGUUAAACGGCGUGGACUAUGUACUUCAUCUUGCAUCCCCACUUCCCCAUGGGAUCAACAAGGAAGCAUACUUCGGCCCGGCUGUGAAAGGAACCACUGCCUUGCUGAAAGCAGCAGCAAAGGUGCCAACUAUCAAGAAAGUCGUGGUUACCUCGUCCAUUGCAGCCUUCAUUCCAUUGUCUGGCAUUCCUGCCGGUGGUGUGGUCAAAGAGGACAAUGACUGGGACUUUUCCGUUGAUGAGAAUGGAAAUUUUGAGGUCCCUCAAAACCCGGCUGCAACAGCAAUGCGACUGUAUAUGGCAUCCAAACUUCUUGCAAACAAGGCGACUUGGGAGUUCCGAGAAACAGCCAAGCCACACUAUGCAUUGGUGACAUUGCAUCCUGCAUUUGUAUACGGGCACAAUCUUGUUCAGAGUUCAGCCGACGGAAUCCAGUCGGGAUCUAACAGUGGUCUGUGGAAUCUUAUCAUGAAGGGCGAUCCCUCUGGAAGCACCGUGGGAGUGCAUAUACAAGAUGUUGCCGAAGCCCACGUCAAAGCACUGGAUUCCAAGAUCCCCGAUGGCUCGAAGUAUCUGCUGGCCGGGCCGAAGACGACGGGCCCAGACGUUGCGAAAAUUGUGCGAAAACUCUAUCCGGAUUCUGGGGCUCUGAUCUCUGAAGAUACCCAGGGUGUCUCGUUCCCAGUUGAUACAACUAAGGCGGAAACAGAGCUUGGAAUUCAAUGGCGCUCAUUCGAGGCGAUGGUGCGGGAUCUGAUGGACCAGCAACUCGGGUUUAGGUAG